Messenger RNA from Mastomys coucha (southern multimammate mouse), 855 nucleotides. Its product is annotated as hepatitis A virus cellular receptor 1 homolog. Gene Ontology annotation, molecular function: virus receptor activity; phosphatidylserine binding. Gene Ontology annotation, cellular component: cell surface. The transcript is spliced from 7 exons. NCBI's taxonomy places the organism in Eukaryota, Metazoa, Chordata, Mammalia, Rodentia, Muridae. Bases 1 to 855 code for a protein of 284 amino acids. The record is from RefSeq and is a predicted model, not a curated record. Gene Ontology annotation, biological process: phagocytosis, engulfment; positive regulation of mast cell activation.
AUGAUGCCCCCUCAGGUCCUCAUUUCAGGCCUCCUACUCCUUCUUCCAGCUGCUGUGCAUUCUUUCCCAGAGGUGCAUGGAGUGGUAGGACACUCUGUCACACUGCCAUGUAUGUAUCCAGUGUCUACUAGAAAACUCUAUGUGUGCUGGGGCCGAGGGGCAUGUAGCUACGGUACAUGUGGAGAAAUGCUUAUUGGAACUGAUGGAUACCGCAUCCAAUAUCGGACAAACAAUCGCUACCAGCUAAACGGGCAGCUUCUUCAAGGAGAUGCGUCCUUGACAAUACUGAAUCUCACUGAGAGUGACAGUGGUCACUACUGCUGUGGAGUGCAAAUGAAGGGAUGGAGUGGCACUAGAGAGAUAGUGACCACCUCACUGCUCGUUCAACCAGAAAUUUCCACGAGUCCACCAACAAGACCUACAACUACAGGAAGACCGGCAACUAUUUCAACAAGAUCCACACAUGUACCAACAACUUCAACCCGAGUCUCUCCCUCUACGCCUCCAACACUAGCACACACACAGACUCACAAACCAGACUGGAAAAACACUGUGACAUACCCAGACAACUCUUGGAAUAAUAACACAGAAGCAAUCCCUCCAUGGAAGCCUCAGAAAAACUUGACUAAGGGCUUCUAUGUUGGCAUCUCCAUCGCAGCCCUGCUGUUGUUGCUGCUUGUGAGCACCGUGGUUAUCACCAGGUACAUAAUUAUGAAAAAGAAGUCAGGAUCUCUGAGACCUUUGCAGAAUACAGUGGUCAUGCGGUCCAAAUGUGAAGACAAGGUCUACAUUAUUGAAGAAAAUGCUAAACGUGAAGAAGAAUCCCAGUGGCCCUCUGAGGUCCCGUCUGCCUGA